AUGUCGGUGCAGCUAUCUUGUGGUUAUGGCGAUGGUUCAUGUCAGACACUCUUCCUGAAACAGUGAAACCUGCUUUUGUUUACUCCUAAAACCUGCAACCAGUCCCUACAAUUCCUGUAGCUAUGUAGUACGUGUGGCACACGAUAAAAGAAAAAUGUCAGUGCAUUCAAGAAUUCAAGCGCUCUUAUUUUUUUGUUGGGUUUUGGAAAAAUUCGAGAGAGGCCUUUGGAAAUGGCAGAUAACAGGAACCGCACUGCUCUACUUGUUAUCGACAUGCAGAAAGAUUUUAUCCACGAAGACGGUCUGGCUUGCCUGAGCGGAGGCAGAGCUAUUGUCCCCAAUGUAAUCAAAGCCGUCCAAGUCGCUAGGCAGCGUGGUUUUCUCAUUGUUUGGGUUGUUCGCGAGCAUGACCCACAAGGGAGAGAUGUUGAACUCUUCCGCCGCCACUUUUAUGCUUCUGGGAAAGUGGGUCCAGCUGUUAAGGGAAGCGUGGCUGCGGAACUCGUUGAUGGGCUGGUGAUUAAAGAAGAGGACUAUAAAUUGGUGAAGACGCGCUUCAGUGCCUUCUUUGAUACAAACCUCCAUUCUCUUCUUCAGGGUGCUGGAAUCAAUAACUUGGUUAUCACUGGCGUUCAAACUCCAAAUUGCGUCAGGCAGACUGUCUAUGAUGCACUAGCAUUGGAUUAUCCAUCUGUUACCGUUAUUGCUGAUGCCACAGCUGCUGCGACACCUGAUGUACAAGUUGCCAACAUUUUUGACAUGAAGAAUGUCGGAGUCGCGACCCCAACAUUACAGGAAUGGUGCGAGUCGAAUGCUUGAUCUCUCUCAUAAUUGUCGCCCUGCCUCAACUUCCGUGGUUCUACUCUUGCUUGUGAAAUGGGAUUUCUCUUUGCUAUCCUUCACUUCAACUACUGUAUUGUACUAUUGCACGUGUAAAACCAACUUAUUAUUUA
Corylus avellana is the source of this 953-nucleotide messenger RNA. RefSeq names its product putative inactive nicotinamidase At3g16190. NCBI's taxonomy places the organism in Eukaryota, Viridiplantae, Streptophyta, Magnoliopsida, Fagales, Betulaceae. The record is from RefSeq and is a predicted model, not a curated record.